AUGGCCGUGGAGGAGACGAACGCGAUGACUACUCGACUGUUAACUUUGCUGAACAUCUCAGCCACCAAGGCCGGCAGCCGAAAGCGUACUUUCGAAGAGGAGGAAAACAGGCCUGUUCAGAGACUGAACAAGCGUCGUAUGGUUCAAUUCCAUGAUGAUGACUUCGUGAUAAACAAGCGUCGAUCAGAAGAAAGCGUGGCAAGCAAAGGCCCAAACGGAAACGGAGAACAGGAGAUGAUGCGUUUGGAGGACAAGGAGAAACAGGAAGAAGACACACUAGAUAAUUCGCAGGAUCCGUAUGAGGAACAUUUUGGGUCGAAGUCCUCUCUAGUGACUAACGUUGCACGAGAGGCAGCGGAUCGCGGAGCUUGGAUGAAUGCAAGGGAGAAGUACGGCCGCUUGGAGAGUGUCAUAGUAUCAAUACCGGAAGGAUGCAAUGUGUCCGCAGCAAGUCGAGAUACCCAGAAAAUCGCUGUCCUGGACAAACUGAGAGAACCAUUUACCGCCCGCCAGAUUAAACUACCCCACGAUAUUGUCGAGCUUCAGGAUGAUUUACUGGCGAUGCUCUCAUCCCAACGUGACCUAUACAUCACACGAGCUGCAUUAGAUACUCAUCAGAGCAUGAGAGAAGUUGUAGCCUUGCAUGCUCUCAAUCACAUCACCAAAAAACGACGACGUGUACUCAAGAACAACGAGCGUCUCACCCAUGCCUUAAAGUCUGGUGCACCCUCACCUGAGGAUGUUCAGGAUCAAGGGUUCACACGGCCGUCCGUGCUCAUCCUUCUUCCAUUCCGUUCCUUCGCUAUGAAGUGGAUCAUGGCUCUGACAACGCAUACGCCAUCGCCUUCGUAUCAAGUAGAGAACCGUUCACGCUUUAACGCAGAGUACGGUUUGCCUCCAGGUGCAGUGGACAAGCUUGCAAGCUCCGAACCCGGGACAUAUCCUCGGGACCACGUGGAGAUGUUCAAGGGGAACGUGGACGAUGCGUUCCGGGUCGGCAUAAAGAUGACGAGGAAAAGUGUGAAGUUGUUCGCAGAUUUCUAUGGUUGUGAUCUCAUCAUAGCUAGUCCCCUCGGAUUGAGGAUGUCAAUAGAGAAGGAAAAGAGUGCUGAUUUCCUUUCAUCCGUCGAGGUUCUCAUUGCGGACCAGAUGGAUGCUUUGACGAUGCAAAACUGGGAGCAUGUCCAGUUUAUUUUCUCCCAUUUGAAUCAACUUCCCAAAGAGUCGCACGACGUUGAUUUCUCGCGCAUCAAGCCAUGGUAUCUCGAUGGACAUGCUGCCUAUCUUCGCCAAUCCAUCCUCUUCACAGCCUAUGAGACACCAGAAACAAGAGCACUUUUCACAGGAUCUUUAAAGAACGUUGCCGGAAAAGUCAGGACGGAGAGACGUUGGCCGCCGGUGGAGGUGCCUGAAGGGAUUGACCAAAAUUUUGUUCACUUCGAUUGCAGCAGUCCUAAGGAUGAAGUGGACAAGCGCUUCCAACAUUUCACUACUCACCUGCUACCGACGGUGCUCAAGUCCGCUGUGCAGAGCUCCAACACUGUGGUAUUCAUCCCUUCGUCCUUUGACUUUAUCCGUGUGCAGAAUCACUUUCGGAAGAACCUCAGCGUUACAUUCGUUGUUCUAUCAGAAUAUUCGUCUAACCAGGAUAUCUCUCGCGCCCGUGAGGCAUUCUUUUCCGGCAAGAAAGCCUUCCUGCUCAUCAGUGAGCGAUUUCACUUUUUCCGAAGAUAUAAACUCCGCGGUAUCAGAAAUAUCAUUUUCUAUGGUCCCCCGGAUCAUCCGCAAUUCUACACGGAGUUCCUUUCAUACCCAUUCCUCGACGAUGGAAUAGACGUCUCGGAUGUGACCUGCCGCGUAUUGUACUCGAGGUAUGACUGGAUGAGAUUAGAGAGAAUCGCAGGCACGGAAGGCGCGACCCAGCUAAUCAGGCGAAACGCACUUUGA
Molecule: messenger RNA, 1947 nt
Organism: Laetiporus sulphureus 93-53
Lineage: Eukaryota; Fungi; Basidiomycota; Agaricomycetes; Polyporales; Laetiporaceae
Product: digestive organ expansion factor
Exons: 12
Coding region: 1-1947 (648 amino acids)
Biological process (GO): maturation of SSU-rRNA from tricistronic rRNA transcript (SSU-rRNA, 5.8S rRNA, LSU-rRNA)
Cellular component (GO): small-subunit processome; nucleolus
Molecular function (GO): rRNA binding; U3 snoRNA binding
Source: RefSeq, a predicted model, not a curated record